UAUACAAACCAUCUCAUACGUCAAUCGCAUCUCAUACAUCUCAAAUGCCAUACAAUCGCAUCUCAUACAUCUCACAGCCCAUACAUCCAUCGCAUGUCAUACAGCCAUGGCAAGUGCUUUCACAGGGAUGGAUCCGCCUGCGAGAUUGAUUUCUGUUCUACACAGUUUAGGUUUUUUUCCAUGUUAAAACUAGACUCAAGUACACAUGUUUACAGAUGGCAAUUGGCAAAAAAAAUUACCAAGGGGUAUCCUGCAUCCUGCACUUGUAUAAAUAUGGCAAAAAAGAAAACACAAACCAUACAGGACCCUAGAGUAUGUUUCCACUUGUGCUGAACUGAAGAUAGAACAAAAACACUUGCAUUCUAAGAAAGUACAGAGAUGUAGAAGAUGUAGAUGAAAGUGCCAUUGCAGUAUUUAUGUAGAAUAAAAUACAAUUGCAGUAUAUGCUAGCAACAGGUUGCAGUAUAUAUGUAGAACAAUAACCCUUCCAGAAUGUCAUCAAAUAACUACCAUUUCUGUCUUCAUGAUUUUUGCCAUUCAAUAGUUGCAUAUGGGGAAUUCAAAAAGCACGGUUGGCGAACAUCAACCUGAAGAUGACGUAACUACAGGUCUUACAAGCGGGAGAAGUGAUGCAGAACACAAUGCGAGCAUCAUACCCGUAGCUGAAAUUGUUGAUAACGUCUACUCGACGGAAUCAGUCCUUACGGGCGGGAUAAAUGUUGGAGACUACAAUGCAAACUUCAUACCCUUACAUGCAGGGCGGGAACCUUCAAACGACGGGAUUCCGUCGUAUUCUGAGAAUAAUAAGGAUGGUACGACUAAGCUACGAGAUGAUACUCAAGAUGACAAAACUUCCGAGCAGCAUGCAACAGUAGCUGUAUUUAAUGAAGAAAAAAAACGUUGGCGAAACAAGGGAGCAGUUCAACGCACAGAGGCGUGAAUCUUAUCGGAAGAAAAAAGAGGAGGAUAUGGUCAGGUUACAAGAGUAUAAUCAGCCAUCCCUUUCAAAGACUGGUAAGUAUUUAA
Aegilops tauschii subsp. strangulata is the source of this 1026-nucleotide messenger RNA. NCBI's taxonomy places the organism in Eukaryota, Viridiplantae, Streptophyta, Magnoliopsida, Poales, Poaceae. The record is from RefSeq and is a predicted model, not a curated record.